AUGCACCCGCCUGGUGCACCCACCUGGUGCACCCACCGGUAUACCACCUGGUACCCACCUGGUGCACCCACCUGGUGCACCCACCCGGUAUACCCACCUGGUGCACCCAAUGGUGUACCCGCCUGGUACCCACCUGAUGUACCCGCCUGGCGCACCCACCUGAUGUACCCGCCUGGUGCACCAAUUGGUGUACCCACCCGCGUACCCGCCUGGUGCACCCACCCGGUGUACCCACCCGGGUGCACCCACCUGGUGCACCCUACCUGGUGCACCCACCAGGAACUGCCUGGCGUACCCAUGCACCCACCGGUGUACCCGCCCGGUGCACCCAACUGA
Molecule: messenger RNA, 336 nt
Organism: Homarus americanus (American lobster)
Lineage: Eukaryota; Metazoa; Arthropoda; Malacostraca; Decapoda; Nephropidae
Product: U1 small nuclear ribonucleoprotein C-like
Exons: 1
Coding region: 1-336 (111 amino acids)
Source: RefSeq, a predicted model, not a curated record